AUGGUCGAAGCAACUCUAGAGGGACAAGUCGGUGUUGUCACCGGCGCAGGCUCAGCCUAUGGCAUUGGUCGUUCUAUAGUACUUGCAGCAGCAAAAUCCGGAGCAAAAGUCGUCUACGCCUGCGACAUCAGCUCGAGCUACUUUGCAGAUCUCCAAGAGACUGUGAAAGCCACCGGAUACGACACGACAGUGGAAUGUCAUAUCCUCGAUAUUUCAUCCGAGGAACAGACGCUUAUCCUAAUGCAACAUAUAUUGAAGAAUUAUGGUCGUUUGGACUUCUACUUUGCCAAUGCAGGUUUUGUGAUAUAUCGUGGUCUGAACGACCUCUCGGUGUCACAAUUCGAACGCGCAAUGGCAGUCAUGCAAACCGGAACCUUUCUCGCACUGAAAUACGGCUCCCAGGCCAUGAGUGUGACAUCCUCGGACAAACCCACUCCAAAGGGAAAUAUAAUAGUUACCUCAUCGUGUGCAGCACUCAGCGGUGCAUUUGCAGACAUGGCAUACACAACAGCGAAGAAUGGCUGCAAUGGUCUCGUGCGAAGCGGCUCUGUUCAACUGUCCUCUAGCAAUAUCCGCGUUAAUGCCGUUGCGCCUGGUCCUGUCGCUACAAGCUUAUUGUCUACUUCAAGACUUGCUGAAGAAGGUGUGGAAUAUAAACUUGAAAAGACGGUCGAGGAAAUUCAGAAACGCUCGGCUAGUGUCUAUCAGGGGUUUGGAAUAGGUGAAGAGCAGAAAUACUAUUAUAAUCGAUGCAGUGCGCCGGAGGAAAUUGCCAAUGUUGCUAUUUUUUUGGCUUCAGACCUGGCAUCGGCGAUUAAUGGUCAGAUUGUUGUUGCUGAUAAUGGGAAGACAGUGGCGGCGACUGGGGAGGCUUUCACUGGACCGGUUCCUCCUAUCAAUCCAUUUAAAUUGUAA
Penicillium coprophilum is the source of this 915-nucleotide messenger RNA. Its product is annotated as SDR family NAD(P)-dependent oxidoreductase. The coding region runs from base 1 to 915 and encodes 304 amino acids. Lineage: Eukaryota; Fungi; Ascomycota; Eurotiomycetes; Eurotiales; Aspergillaceae. The transcript has 2 exons. The record is from RefSeq and is a predicted model, not a curated record.